AUGGAGAAGAAGCUUGAGAAGAUUGAACAUUACCAAUAUUAUUUAAAAAAGAAGGCCAAGAAGGUGGAGACAUUGGACGGGAGGAUUGAUAACAUUGAGAAAGAAAUGAAGGAAAUGAAAGAAAUGGAGGAGGAUAACGAGAACAAUGAGAGUUUCGACUACCAAGGCAUGGAUUAUGACUGGGAAGAGAAAGAGAGUGAAGAAGAGACUCAGAAGGAUGAUAGAGGUUCUGAGGAAGAGACGGAACCUGAACCUGAAGCAGAAGCUGAAGAAGACAAAGAAAAAGAGGAUGAGAAAGAGAGUGAAGAAGAGGCUCAGGAGGACGGUAGAGGUUCUGAGGAAGAGAAAGAACCUGAACCUGAAGCAGAAGCUGAAGAAGACAAAGAAAAAGAGGAUGAAGAGGUUGAGAAUGAAAAAAUACCUGAGAAAGAACCUGAUGAGGUUCAAGGUGAGGUUGAGAUGAAUGAAGCCAAUGAGAUUGAAGAAGAGGUUGAAACAGAGGCUCGGGUUGAAGUUUAA
Messenger RNA from Brassica napus (rape), 519 nucleotides. Its product is annotated as cilia- and flagella-associated protein 251-like. The transcript has 2 exons. Lineage: Eukaryota; Viridiplantae; Streptophyta; Magnoliopsida; Brassicales; Brassicaceae. Bases 1 to 519 code for a protein of 172 amino acids. The record is from RefSeq and is a predicted model, not a curated record.